CGGAAGAAGAAAGUCUGUGUGUCAGAAUGAAGAGUGUUUUCCUUGUAUUUAACUUUAUUUUUUGUUGAAAUAAAAUAUUCAUCGUCUUAAUCUAUCAAAAAAAGUACAGUAUCUUUUGUGAAAACUAAAAAUUGAAGAUUCAACAUGAGAAAUGUGAAGGUUAUCCUCACUGUCGAAUUCAUUUUUGAAUUGAUAUUGUGUUGCAAUGGAAAAACCACAACAUCUACAACCCUUUCAACCACAAGUAUGCCGCCAUCAAACAAUCUAACAUCGAAUGCUUCAGUUCCAUUUUCUACGACUGCUCAGAACUCGACAAACUCGACAGGAAGUACUACGAUACUAACCCCGGUUUCCACAACAACUAUUAGUCUUGCGUCAACAAAUAAUAUUACAUCGAACAUGUCGAAUUCUUCGACAACAGUUUCACCAAUCAAUCAAAACACAACCCUUUCAUCACAAAACACAACACUGCUUUCAUCUGUGUCCAGCACCAAGAAUGGUUUGGUCAAUUUAACAACCACAACCCAAAUGACCGGUUUAGUGAGUAUGGAAAACAGAACUAAGACAAUCAGUGGUAAUACCUCGGCAACAAGUAAUACAACUACAACUAAUCAAACAUCUACUUUUUCAUCGACUCAAGCUGUGAAAUUUUACAAUGAAAGCACCAUCUCAACAACAAAGCAACUUGGCAAUAUGAGUAAUGUGUCUUCAAGUCUCAAAACAACGACAACAAUGAAAAUGAUGAACAGUUCGACAAAAACUCCAACCACAACCACUCGGGUCAUUAUUUCAACAACCUUAGCAAAAACAAGUCAAAGACCUAGUACAACCACUGUUCCUAAGGUCUUACCGUCCACUUCCAUAAAAACUACACAAGCUAUGAUGACGUCAUCAAAAAUAACAACGACCAAAUUGAUGGCGGAAUCAACACAUGAUCAAGUCAAGUUAGCCCCUGGAGAAAGCAAGGAUCAUGGCGAUGUCUCCACAACAGUUGCAGUCUCUGUGGUUACUGUCGUCAUCUUCAUCUUGAUUUCGGCUUUGAUAAUCAUCUGCAUCUUAAGAAAACGCUCGAAUUCCAGAGAAAAUCCGAAAAUAAACACAAACACCGGUUUCACACCGACGGUACAUUCUCCAAGCAACAUAAAACUGGAUUUCGAAAAUCUAAAUGACGCAUCCGCACCAGGGGAGUUUCACCACAAAUCUAUGAUUGACCUCGAAUCUCCCACACCCGAAAACGAGGCUUUGCAGACCGUAGCUUUAUUGGAUCAUGCAACGGAUGAGUUUGGCUCAAGAGAAAUAACCACUUUUCACACUAGCAAAAACGAGAAAGAGGAUGAAUUAAACGCAUCUGGGAAUCAAAAUGUUGGGGAUAACAGGAUUCUUCCGACGAUGACUCAUCGGAAGAAGAAGACGAGGAACCGGAAAUGGGGGAGAAGAAUAAUGACAAGCGUCAAGUUAACCCUGAAGAUAAAAGUUUACCGGAAGUAGGGAAUGGUGAAAAGACAGUGAAUAGCAAUUCCGUGUCUGACGUUGCAGUGAAGGAAGAUAGUUCGAUGCCAAUGACAAAUUUUGUUUUGGAAUCUGAAACUCCAAACGCUCUUCCUCAAGAAUCUCAAAGAAAAAGUGUUAAAGUCUCUGAGCUUUGAUAAAAAUGAUGUUAGAUAAAAAACUAACGUGUGUACUUCUACAUUGGGAAAGUGUAAAAUGUACACGAUUUCUCUAAAAGACCUUUACAAUUGUGUAAUUGUCUUUUUUAGAUUUAAGAAACUCAUGUCCUUUUGUAUGCAGUUUGUAUUUUUUUUUUUACCUAAGCGCAAUUUCUUUUUUUCUAUUUUAUUCUUCUUCCUCAAAAAAAUGCAUGUGUUUAUAUAGGACAAAAAAAAUCAAGUUUUAUCGUGAUUGGAAUAUUUUCUGUGCAUAUUUAGAGGACAGAAAUCCCCCCCCCCAGGUUAUGUGGUCGAAGCUUUAUUUUUGGGAGGGGACGGGGGUGUUAUAAUAUUGUUACAAAAAAGGAAACAAAACACAAAAAAACUGUAUUUGAAUAUAAUAAGACUUAAUUCAGUUUUUUGGGGAUUUGUUUUGCUUAUAUCUAUGUCCAAAUAUCAAAUACUGGUAAUACAAUGAAUAGAAAAACGUAAUACGUAAUUUUUGAAAUAUAGAAAGGUUUAAAAUUGGUUCAAACAUGCAUACAAACUCAUUUCUUAUGGACUUUCUCCUAGGUUCAAAUUAACGUAUACAUUACCAGUUAAACAUUUCAAGCUACGGUUUACCAGGAAGUUAACGUAUAUCUAGGACAAUCAAUACACUAAUUUCAUACACUUCCUGCU
Messenger RNA from Saccostrea cuccullata (small rock oyster), 2327 nucleotides. RefSeq lists its product as uncharacterized. The transcript is spliced from 5 exons. The record is from RefSeq and is a predicted model, not a curated record. The coding region runs from base 145 to 1488 and encodes 447 amino acids. Lineage: Eukaryota; Metazoa; Mollusca; Bivalvia; Ostreida; Ostreidae.